Colletotrichum karsti is the source of this 1200-nucleotide messenger RNA. Its product is annotated as carboxy-cis, cis-muconate cyclase. The record is from RefSeq and is a predicted model, not a curated record. The coding region runs from base 1 to 1200 and encodes 399 amino acids. NCBI's taxonomy places the organism in Eukaryota, Fungi, Ascomycota, Sordariomycetes, Glomerellales, Glomerellaceae. The transcript is spliced from 3 exons. Gene Ontology annotation, molecular function: protein binding; 6-phosphogluconolactonase activity.
AUGCGCUUCUCAUCUCUCGUCAUGUCGGCCUCUGCUGCCUCCGCCGCUGUCAUCAGCAGACAGGCCAACUCGGCGGCCUCAGCCAAGCUCCUGAUCGGCCAGCCCUGGGCCAUCUCCAUUGCCGACUACGAUGGCAAGGAGUUCAAGAUCGUCGCGAACCUCACUGAGGAGGGUACUUCGCCCAGCUGGAUGACCGUCAAGGAGCCCAACCUCCUCUACGCUGUCGACGAGAACAGUAACUUCACUCGCUUGUACAACUAUGACACUACCGCCAACAGCCUGAAGUUCGUGGCCAACGGCACUGGCGCCAGCGGUGUCGUCUCUCUUGCCUUCAACUCUGACAAGACCCGCCUUGUGGGUGCGUCCUACGGCGAGGGCAAGAUCGAUGUCUGGGACGUCUCGUCGCCUACCGAGCUGAAGCUCCUCAAGCAGCUCCAGGCCACCGCGGCUCUCGGUCCCGACCAGGACGGCGGCCAGACCGCGAACCGCGCUCACCAGGCCAUCCUCGACCCCUCCGGCCGCUUCUUCGCCGUCAACGACCUCGGCAGCGACACCAUCCUCGUCAUCGACUCCAAGGACGACGCUUACAAGGUUGUCAACGUCCACAACGUCGGCACCGCCGGCUGCGGCCCCCGUCACGGCGUCUGGUACCCUGCCAAGUCCGACCAGGCCACUCACUACAUCGUCGUCUGCGAGAUGCUCAACCUGGUCCAGGUCUUCAAGCUCGACUACAACGGCACCGGCAUCGGCUUCACCCGCACCCAGGAGCUGAGCACCUUCGGCGCCGCGUUCCCCCCGGCCACCCCCGACACCGCCGCCGCCGGUGAGAUCGCCCUCACCAGCGACAACAACCACGUCUACAUCUCCAACCGUCUCACCGGCAACGACACCGACUCCAUCGCCCACUUCAAGGUCAAGCAGACGGCCGCGGCUGGCGCCUCCCCCUGCAAGGCCGUCGCAGGCGGCAUCGAGCUCGAGUUCGUCGACAGCGUCUCCUCCGGCGGCAAGGUCCCGCGCAUGUUCAGCCUGUCCUGCGAUGACAAGACCCUCUUCGUCGCAAACCAGCAGGGCACGUCUGGCAUCGUCGCGUUCGGCCGCGGCGAGGACGGCAAGCUCACCGCGGGUGCCUCGCUCCCGCUCAUCUUGACCGGCGCGCCCGAGAACUCUGGCGGCUUCCAGUUCGUCCAGCAGAUUGCCUGA